UUUACUCAUCUACCACACAAAAAUCAAUUCACAAGAAAUGAGUGCUCCAAGUUCAGCAAUUCUCUCUAUUCUCUUCACUCUCCUCUUCUAUGUUUUCUGGGCAACUUCAUAUCCAACCCAAGAUGCCUUUCUCCAAUGUCUUUCUAGAAAUUCUCAAACCUCCUCACCAAUUUCUGAAAUCACCUACACACCCAACAAUUCUUCCUACCCCUCCGUCCUCCAAUUCUACAUAAGAAACCUCAGGUUCGUGUCAUCUUCAACCCCAAAACCACUACUCAUCAUAGCCCCAACACAUGUUUCUCACAUCCAAGCCUCAAUAAUCUGCUCCAAAUUGCAUAAAUUGCAGAUAAGAAUCAGAAGUGGAGGCCACGAUUUCGAUGGCCUUUCCUAUGUCUCAGAUGUCCCUUUUGUGAUCCUUGACAUGUUCAAUCUAAGAUCAAUCAAAAUCGACAUAGCAAAUGAGGUUGUGUGGGUUGAUUCAGGAGCUACACUAGGCGAACUUUUCUAUAGAAUUGCUGAGAAGAGCAGAGUCCAUGGCUUCCCAGCUGGUGUUUGUCCCACGGUGGGUGUUGGGGGCCACUUCAGUGGAGGAGGGUAUGGGAAUCUGAUGAGAAAGUAUGGACUCUCGAUUGAUAAUGUCGUCGACGCAAUUGUUGUUGAUGUGAAUGGCAGAGUUUUGAACAGAGAAUCAAUGGGUGAAGAUCUGUUUUGGGCUAUUAGAGGUGGUGGCGGUGCUAGUUUUGGUGUCAUUGUUUCAUGGAAAGUCAAGCUUGUUCGUGUCCCGGAAAAUGUCGCUGUUUUUAGAGUUGAGAGGACAUUGGAACAAGGAGCAACCAACAUUGUUUAUCAGUGGCAAUUAAUAGCUGAUAAGAUUGAUACAAAUCUUUUUAUCAGAGUUGUUUUGAUGCCUUCAAUUAAAAAGGGGUACAACACAGUGAGGGCUAAAUUUGUGGCCUUGUUUCUUGGAAAUGCUGAUAGACUCUUUAGUCUAAUGACUGAAAAGUUUCCUGAAUUGGGUUUGAAGCAAAAAGACUGCAUUGAUAUGAGUUGGGUUGAAUCAUUGCUCUACUGGUACAACUAUGCAAAUGGGACUUCAACAAAAGUUCUGCUUGAAAGAGUGACUCAAUCCGACAAGUGCUCGAAGAAGAAAUCAGACUAUGUGCAGAAACCCAUCUCAAAAACUGAUCUCGACAAGAUUUGGAAGAGAAUGAUGGAAUUGAAGAAGCCGGUGAUGACAUUCAAUCCAUAUGGUGGAAGGAUGAGUGAGAUUUCAAAGUCUGAAACUGCAUUCCCUCAUAGAGCAGGAAAUGUGUACAAAAUUCAGUACUCAGUGAAUUGGAAAGAAGAAGGGGUUGAAGCUGCAAAUCACUAUCUGAGUUUGAUUAGGGGGCUUUAUGAUUACAUGACACCUUAUGUGUCUGAAUCACCAAGGUGUUCAUAUCUCAACUACAGAGAUAUUGAUAUAGGCGUUAAUAAAAAUGGUCAUACAAGCUAUGAAGAGGCCAGUGUUUGGGGGACUAAGUAUUUCGAGGGCAAUUUUGAUAGGUUGAUAUCUGUGAAAAGCAGAGUGGAUCCAGAGAAUUUCUUUAGGUAUGAACAAAGCAUUCCAUCUCUUGCAAGUUGGAACAAGAAAAUGGUUGCCUAAGGGCAACAUGGUAAUUUGCAUUAUAAUUACUACUAGUUAGCUGAUUAGGUGUCUUAUGGUUCAGGGUGUAUUUAUUGUUUUCAUUUGUUUAUAUGUUGUAAUAUCUGUUGUGACUUGUAUUCAAUUCCUCUUAAACACAAUGGAGGACUUUCUAUGUGUAACUAUAUGGAUGGAAUUCAUGUUUAUCUUACCUUAAUUUUUAUUCCGA
Messenger RNA from Cornus florida, 1853 nucleotides. RefSeq names its product berberine bridge enzyme-like 8. NCBI's taxonomy places the organism in Eukaryota, Viridiplantae, Streptophyta, Magnoliopsida, Cornales, Cornaceae. The record is from RefSeq and is a predicted model, not a curated record. Gene Ontology annotation, molecular function: oxidoreductase activity; FAD binding. The transcript has a single exon. The coding region runs from base 38 to 1645 and encodes 535 amino acids.